Anopheles funestus (African malaria mosquito) is the source of this 10609-nucleotide messenger RNA. It is a transcript of the gene bark, whose product is annotated as protein bark beetle. The transcript is spliced from 11 exons. Bases 640 to 10056 code for a protein of 3138 amino acids. Gene Ontology annotation, cellular component: membrane. The record is from RefSeq and is a predicted model, not a curated record. NCBI's taxonomy places the organism in Eukaryota, Metazoa, Arthropoda, Insecta, Diptera, Culicidae.
CGGUUUAUUCCGCUUGUUUCUUCCCACUGGCUUUGGGUGUUUUCUUGAACGUCGGUAAACGACGAACCGCACCCACAACGUGCUGUUUUCGAACGUGAAAAUAUCAAUUGUAAACGGUUACUACGUGACGAAAAACGUGAAAAAGGAUAACGACGUGAAGUAAAUGUUUGAAUGACAGAAGGGUGAAACUUCUAGCAAAAAAAAGCAUUCAGUAAAAGUUUGGAGAAAAGUGUUUCUUAUAAAGCUCAAUUUCCAUAAGUCAAAAGUUGCGUAUACCCACACACGUGUUCCCGUGAUAGACAAGUGUGCGUUUGCUCUACUACGAAUCGGCGAGUGUUUCAAGUACGCUACUCACAGUUCUCUACGGCUAGUGUGCUGCUUUAUGUCGUAGAGUGAAGUUGACGGGUUUUGGUGCUACGGAAUUGCUAGGGUGAUGCGAUCUCCGAUCCCAUGGGAAUGUUGCAGAUGAUCAUAAGGUGUUCCGUGGGUGUUCAAUCGAUAGUGAGCGUGUUUUGCGUAUCAAUCAGGUGAAAAAGUGUUAUAUUUCUCCCCACGAUAUAUACGACUGGGGACGAGUGUGUGUGCCAACUGUAGAGGGUGUAUGUGUGUUCAAGUGGAGCUGUGAAUCAGUGCUAAAACAUGAAAAGUCACAGUCGUGCCCGGACUGUGAAACAAUGGAAAAAUCGUCUAAAAUAUCGAUCAUCGCUGAAGAUGAUCCAGGUGCUUACAGUGUUGGUGCUACUAGCGGGCGUUUUCAUACCGGGCCAGUGUCAAGUGGAAGAAGAUGUUGAAAAUUUCGGAGAUCAGUUCCAUCAUCCGGAUCGUGAUUUCGAGCAUGUACCUGCACCGACCAGUAAAGAAAUCAUCACCAACCACAUCGUACCAGAUCAUGGAGAUGGUGAAGGUGUUGCCGGUGAUGCCCACUACAUGGAUGGUGAGCAGGAUAGUGAUGGAACCGGGGCACGAUACACGGAGAUUGGUGGAGACGUUGUGUUGGGUGAAAAAGUUCUCCGAGCGUCCGAAAGUCCUUACUCCAUGCGUACUGAUCUGGAGGUUGAACGUAGAGCGCGACUCAUCAUCGAGGCCGGCGUAACGAUCCACUUUGCACCGAUGGUUGGCAUUACCGUGCGCGGUUCCGUAGUGGCAAUGGGUAAUGCUGAAAAUAGAAUUACACUCACCACGAUGCCCAACACGGGCUAUAAGGAUGUUCCAUCUGAUCCACGUGAAGCCGGUGCAAGACUGGUGGAUGGUCCAAGCCCACUCGCCGGACGUCUUCAACUGCUCAACAACGGCAAAUGGCGUUCGGUGUGCUCCAACUCAAAGAAUUGGACCAUCGCAGACUACGAGACAACCUGCAGGCAGUUGGGUUACAAGGGUGGUCGCUUCUGGAACUGGAUGGAUCGUAUCUCGAACUUCGAACCAAGGUUGCUUUACGAAGAGCCACGAUGUCUCGGUACCGAGGGUUCUCUGUUUGACUGUACCUGGAACUCGAAGCAGGUCGGUUCGGGUGUGUGCGACUACCAUAGUGAUAUCGGCAUCCAGUGUUUACCACUCUUCGACCAGGUAACGCCACACUGGCGUGGUCUAAAGUUCGAGAAUGCGGAAAGCAAAGAGACCCUAUCGUACAAUCACGUGCUGUACGAUUCCAUAUCACUGUCCCAGCUGCGGCACGUUGAUAUCAUGCGUGCCGGUACGGGUCGUGGUGGAUCGGCAGAAGCUGCCAUCAGUGUGCUGGGUGUUCCACCAGUACUCGAGUUCGUAACGAUCGACUACUCAUCCUAUACGGGAAUUAAUGUGACGAAACAUGACGCUGCCUUCAGCUUCCGUAAUGUGACGGUACGCCGUAGCCGUGGGUUCGGUAUCUUCAUGAACUCGAGCUACGGAUCUGCCCAUCUCGAGGGUGUUACGGUGAGCGAAAACGGAGCCGAUGGUAUUCGCUACGUAGGGCAUGAUUUGCGUGCAGACGAACGGACGGAUCGUAGCAAAGUGUUUGAUUUCUGUACGCUUACCUCAACGGCAUGGCAGAUCUAUCCAUUGCAGCUAUCGUUCGAACAGUCGCCCUUUGCACUCUCGCCGAAGGAAUGUGCCCGCUCGUUCGAAACGGCGUACGGAUAUGUUUUGACGAUGCAUUUCGUGUACUUCGAGCUGACGAGAAACGAAUCGGCACAGAUCUCCGUGUACGACGGGAUGUCGGAGAAUGAUCGUUUGCUGGCCGCGUGGGAUGUGCGGAACUCAACGCGUCCCCAGAGUGUGACCAGUACGAGGGAGAAAUUGUUCAUCAAACUUCGGGCUGAUGCAAGAUCAGCCGUACUGGCACACUUCCGUGUAACAUCCGGUGUUACCAAGGCGUACGAUUUAAACGUAACGCAGGGUACGGUCGUCGAUAAUGGAGGUCGUGGCAUUGCGGUAGAUAAUUUAAGAUCUCAGGUGCAUGUGCACGAAACAACGAUCAGCAACAAUCGACAUGCGGCCGGAUUGCACGUUACAAGCGGUGCAGGUGAUGUAAACGUCACCUAUUCGAAAAUCAACUACAACCAGGGUGAUGGCAUUAACAUUACGUACUACGGUGGCAAUAGGAACGUUUCCCGUAGCUACAUUGAAGCGAAUCGUGGUUACGGUUUUGCCAUAUGGCUCAAUCACACAACAACCGAUCGGCAGGAAUUUUUGGAGUUCAACCAAACGACCACAAUCGAAUAUUCGACAAUCGCACGCAAUCUGGAGAUAGGAGUACUGCACGGAAACUACUGUGGUGACUCCUGGGUUAACGUAACCGGAAAUUUGUUCAACGAUAGCACGAGCGAUGCGGUCGACAUACAGUCGUGCUGGUUCGAAACUUUAGACAAUAAACGAACGCGACUACAGAUAGGACACAACAACUUUGAACAUUCACAUCGCAUUGGAGUGGUACUUAACCCGAUACUAAACCUUGAUGGUAGGAUAGAGUAUAAUCACUUUACUCGUGGCCGGUAUGGUGCCCUGCUAACUCGCAAUAAACCGUUGGAGGAAUUCCGGCCAUUGCCGGUACGGUUGCUCAUACAGCAUAAUCACUUCCUAAACAAUGAAGGUAUCUAUGUCGCAUCGUUGGGCCUUUCGCCAAACACCGACAGUAAGACGCAGUGGAUGUUGUUUACGCGUAACUUUGUCAAGGGAAACCGUGUGAAGGAAGCCUUUGGGCCGCUGGAAGAUGAAGGAGAAGGACUUGGUGGUGAGGGUCGUUUGAAUCCCCGAUCGCGUGUUGCUGCACCAGUAGUAAUAUCUUCUAACAAUGUAGACGUCUUCCGGAACAUCAUAUCGAACCAGGAGUCACGUUACGAGGUUGGAUCACAGCUGUCCGAUCAGAGCAAGGCUUUAAAUGUGACAUAUAACUGGUUGGGCAAUCAGGACGAGGAAAAGAUUUACGAUCGACUAUUCCAUCGCAAGGAUCGAUAUGAUCUUGCCAAGAUUGAGUACUUCCCGUACCUUCUACACCACUCAAACCCAGGCACACAGACAAUCGCACAGUACCAGAAGUUUGUACCAUUCUUCCAUAAAGAGGGCAGUGAGCGUAUUGGAGGAGAAGUCGAUGGGCAGGAAAUACUACCCGCAGGCAGCUAUACAGUGGAGCGUGACAUUAACGUACGUCCUGGUGGAAAAUUGAUUCUAAACUCGGGAGUUAUACUUAACUUUGCACCAAGCGUUGGUAUGAUGGUGACGGGCAAGUUGGAGGCAAGAGGACGCGCACCGGACGAUAUUAUGUUCACACUAAAGCGAGAAGCCGUCAUGGUGAACGAUACAACGGAAGCGAUCGUUGACGAUCAAGAGUUUGCCAUGGACAUCGAGACGGAAUCGAUCGUGGAAAAGAUUCCGCACGAUGCACCACAAACGCCCAAGAUUCCGGUGCGACUCGUCGGUGGGGCGAACGAUCACGAAGGUCGUCUGCAGGUGUACACGGAAGGUGUAUGGGGUACGGUAUGUGACUACGGAUGGACCAUCACGAAUGCGGCACUCGUGUGCCAUCAACUUGGUUUGGCACUAAAUCCGAUGGAUUGGCGUUUGCAGCGUUCCGAAGUUCCCGGCGCUGGUACGACUGAGGAUGUGCUGCUGUCGAAUGUUCGCUGCACUGAACACGAUAUAGACAUUACCAAGUGUCGUGCGGAACGUGCCUCACAGGGUGACUUUGAGAACUCCUGCGGACAUGAAAAUGAUGUUGGCGUACGGUGCUACGAAGGUGCCUGGGCUGGGCUUCGAUUCGGUGUACUGGCUGAGCGUGCAGACCUACAGUACGUUACGAUUGAGAAGGCAGGUCUGUUCGACUAUGUGACCAACACCUUCAAGCCCGCAUUGCAGAUGGAUCUUGCUCGUCACAAUCUGGAUAGUGUGCGUGUGGUAGAAAACCUGCAAGAUGGAUUGGGAAUCAUCUAUUCCGACAUCUACGCAGGAUCUUCGGUAAACAAUGUUAAGAAUUCAGAGUUCUCAGCUAACCGUGGGAACGGUAUCAGUAUCAAGCAGCUCGGAUUGAAGGUACAGGGCAGCAUCAUAAAAGAUAACCGUGGAUCGGGGAUCAAUCACGAUCAGGUGGUUUCAUCGCUGGAACAGCGCGAAAUUACUAGCUGGUUCAAUAUGGUACCGGACUUUAAUGUGGACGAUUCGGAUUACCGUCCGAUAUUGGUGCCGGAAAGCGUCACAACCAAUAUCGACAUUGACCAGUGGCAGAUUAAACACAUCAUCACCACACCGGUACGAAACGAUCCGGUCGAGCGCAGGAUCAUCAUUCAAUGUCAACCAGGAUAUGUUAUCGGGAUACAGCUGCUGAAUCCAAUCGAGAAUCGUUCGACGGAAAACAUUUGGAUACACGAUUCGCUUACCGGAAGCACCGAAUCAGACAUCUGGCAGGUUAAGCGAGAUCUCUCAGUAUUCCCACUGACGACUAGUAGCUACGGCGCCAUCUUGCAGUAUCGCAGCGGAACGAAUGCACUUGGUGGAGCGGUACUGGUGCUUCGAUCCAUACAAGCACCGAUACAGAACAUUUACAAUCGCAUAGUACGUGGUCCAGUACCAACGCUGCAGAUCACGUCUACCAAGAUUCAGCGAAACUUCCGCGGUAUUACUGGCACGUACUACAACCGAUACCUGGGCGAGUCUGGCGAACUGUACCUGCGGAAAGCGAAUGAAUCAAUCAAACUGGUCAACUGCGAGAUAAGCCACAAUCGCGAAGAAGCCGUAUUCAUUCAUUCACCGUUCUGGGAUGUACAUGUGAGUAACAUCUCCGAGAUCACGAUACACAUCAACAACAGCAUGGUGCGAGACAAUGGUCGUGGCAUUAGACAAUUCUCGAAGGAUUUGCGAUCGUCGAACAAUCUGUUCCACUAUGUGCUACAGGAUACGACGGUGGAAAGCAACUCGUACGGUGGUUUGGAACUGAGCUUACCGUACGUCUGGCAGUACAAUGAAAAUUUCACACAUUCAGUGUUUCUUGGUAAUGACACGUGGGCAAGGAACCGCAAGUUUGGUAUCUUGAUCGAUGGACACUACGCGGCCAUUAACAUCUCGUCGAAUAUCUUCACCGAGAAUGUGUGUGCACAGGGUGUGAUCGGAUUCCGGGGCAUGGAGAAAAAGAUGCGGAUCGAUAACAAUCGGAUCACGCGGAACUACGGCAGCUAUAUGAUUGAGUUCCGAUCGGACAGUCAAAGUGAGAUUCUUGGUGAGAUACCGGCGUUGCUGGCAUUCAACCAGAUUGAAAGUAAUGAAGAGCUAAAGGAUACAAGAUCCUCGAUGAGGAAUUUCAUCCGUGGUGAGCGUAACAAUGCGAACGAUCCGACCUGUGUGAUCGGGUUCGGUGGUGUGCAGAAGGUACAAAUCUAUCGGAAUGUCAUCUCCAACAAUCAGCAGGAUUAUGAUCUGAUUGCGGGUGUGAAAUCGGCACGAUUGCGAAAUUAUCUGGAUGCACGAGAAAACUGGUGGGGAAGUAGUGACGAACUACACAUUCGUAAGCGCAUCUUUGAUUUUGACGAUUGGAAUAAUCACGCAGAGGCGCUGUAUAGACCAUACUUGAUCGAGGACGUGAUCGAUGGUAGUGUGUCGGUGAGCGAAGGACCAAGUCCACCGGUCGAUUUGGAUGCCCUCGGUGGACGUAUCCUGGAGGAUUUGUCGAUCUACCGACGUGAGCUACCGUACGUCAUACGGUCAGACAUUACCGUCAUGCCUGAUGUGACGUUGAGCAUCUUUCCCGGUGUGGUGAUGGAGUUUGCACCGAACGUGGGUAUACUGGUGCUUGGUACAUUACUAGCGCGCGGUACACGAGAUGCCGAAGUUAUAAUGAAACCCAUCGAAAGUGCCUCCGAAGGAUUGCAUCGGGUGGAACGUUCGCUUGAGAAUAUGGUUAACUACGACUCGAUCCGGCUCUGUACCAACCGGAACUGUUCGCAAGGUGAAGGAGAAAGUGAACGGGCGAAAGAAGGCUUUUUGGAAUACUACAACCACACGACACUGCAAUGGAUACCGAUCUGCGAUCGACGGUUCACGGAGCGCAAUGCUCAGGUUGUUUGCCGAGAGCUAGGGUAUGACCCGUUGGAUGUAUUCUUCGAUCACGAUCGCCGGAUCGAGUUCCAUACGAACUCGCUGACAAGGAUCUGGUCGUGGGUCGAACCAAUGGAAUGUCAUGGCGACGAGUUACGGCUUGAGGAAUGUCCAGAACGGUUGAACGGACAGCUUUACGGACGACGGCACGAAUGUCAGUGGGAUUCGGAGUUUGUGUUCAUCAGCUGCAAUGGAGAACCGGAGCGUCGCAACUACUGGGGUGGAGUACGCUUUGCUAAUCAAGAUUUUGAAUCGAGUAUGUACGAACAUCGGUUGCACGACACCCAUACACAUUCUACGGCACAUCCAGUGGAAAGCGUGAUGGACUUUGUACGCAUUCAUCGUGCUGGAAUGUUGCACGGUGAGAAGUCACCAGCAAUUCAGACAAUCGCCAAAAAUCCCAGUAUUAGUUCGGUGUCUAUCAGAGAUUGUGCCCAUCAUGGUGUAAAUUUAAUUUCACCUACGAACGCUAUACAUCUGAAUCAUCUGCAGAUCUUGCGCACUCUCGGGCAGGGUAUAAACGCGAUCUCGCUCACUGGAGAAGGACGAGAGAGCGAUGAAUCGAGCUACAGUCCGUUGAAAGAUCUCGAUUUGCCGUACAAUCUGUUCUCACUGGUGGACAUUUGCGACACCAACAAGGAGAUCACACUAGAGGAGCGUGUACUGGUCUACUACAAGUAUGACAAUAAUCCGGUAAAUUGUGUUAAAAUCUUCAAAAGCGCAUAUCGUGUGAAACCGCUCGGAUUCCGGUUGCUGCAGUCGAACCUGUUUAACCACUCGAAGGAAUACGGCCGGCGAGAUAUGAUACAACUGAUGGAUGGUGAUAUUUACAACGUGUCAGCACGUAUCAUUGGAACGGUCGAUGCAGAUUCCGACAACCAGAAGCGACUGUUUCGCACGAUCGAACCAGCGCUUAGCGUGCGGCUAAUUGCAAGUGGAGCACCGGCACGGCACGGCUUCAUCGCGGAAGUUGUGACAUUACCGAUUUCGGCGAUUGGAUUUAAUCGUGAUGCCCAGCAUAAUAUAUCCAACUCGGAGAUACAGGGAUGCGUUGGUGGAGCAUUACAGUAUACAUCCGUCGGCGAAGUAUCGCCCAUACUGACGCUAGAGAGAAACCGAAUCUUGAGCAAUUGUCGCCAGCUAUAUGGAAACUUUUCUUCUUGCGAAUCAGCGAUCCGAGUCGACGUACAGAAUAUGCAGUCUCUACAUUUUAGGAACAAUCUGAUCCAGUCCAAUCAGGGUGGUCUCUCCAUUCGGGCAGAUUCUCGCGGUUCGGCUACAUCGUUGCGUGGCUGGAUCCAUCACAAUCUCUUCACACGUAACCGUAACCGACCAGCGAUCUACGUUGAUGGACGUCAAUCUUCACCAUACCAGGAGGUGAUCAUACACAACAACUACAUCACACAAAACGAUGCCACCUUCCGGGAUGUGGUCGUGCUGCGACAGGUCGUUUCAAACUUCACCUACAACUAUGUGCACCGGAACAAGGGUCUACGGAUAGUGCAGGUAUCUGGAUUCGAUCGUGUGAGACUUCCCAUCUAUCAAACAACGACACACAACGGAUUUUACGACAACGUUGCGUCGGAUUGGGAAGGCCGAGCGACCAUUGUCGCUGGAACAGCUGGGCAGCAUUACGUGGAUAACAUUUUUGCAAAUCCGGACAACGACUACGAAAUCAUAACCGUCAAUCGAUCGAUAAUUGAUUUCCAGUACUGGAAUAGCACUCUGGAUGUGUGGAAGACGAAAAUCGACGCCCGUCAUAAUUAUUGGAGCUACAACGAAACGCUCGCGGUUAGUUCCCGUAUACGCGAUCGGUACGAUGAUCCACAAUUGCUGGAGGUGUCCUUCCUGCCGCUGCACAUGAACAAUCUAACCGUGCUGGAUGGGAAGUGUCCACCCGGCUGGACACUGCUGAUCGAUACCUGUUACAUGUACGUUGGAGCACCGAUGAGUUUCCGAGAGGCACGAGACUUUUGCCGUUCGGAUAAUGCUUCGCUGCCAUUCAUCCAUGGUGACUCGAACGCACUGUGGAUGUUUAUCGAGCAACAGUCACGCUACCUGCGGAACUACGAGCGUGUUUGGGUGCAGGAUGCCAACUACAUCGAUCGGUGUACGUCCUUCCUGUACCAGAGCGUCGAUGUAGAGGAGUGUCACAAUCGACAUGCGUUCUUGUGUGAAAUUGACCCAAAGGUCGAAAUUGAUCCUCUCCACUGGACGGCAAGUUUAGAAGUGAUCGGUAUUAUUGUCGCAUUGGCAUUGGUCAUAGUGCUGAUUUGUGUUGUGGGUUGCUGCUGGUGCCAGAAGUCACGCUACCGGCAUGCGCAGCGUUUGCAGCGACGCAACAGCAUCCGUCAGAGCAUGCGCAGUCUGAACAGUAUUGAUCCUCAAGGAUCACUUCGAAGAAGAAAUUAUGCUAUGUCACGAUCGACGGAUACACUCCGAACAGCUACAACGAACGAUUACAAACGAAUGGCAUCGAAUGGUUCGAUCGAGUCCGUGGACAAGAGUGUCCUCAGCACCGAAACCAGUUAUGAUGUUUACGACCAGAAACAGAAACAACAGUACAACAACGAGUACGCCGAGCAGCUGAAGAGUCAGCUCGGUUACAGCGAAAGCAAUGGCGCACCUUCGGAGUACAUUUCGAGCGCUAAUGGCGCAACUCCAGCCAAGACAAAAGUGUACGGUUUGCCAGAAUAUAGCAGCCACGGUGGAAGUAUUGCGCUCGAGUUAGCAUUCCGCAAUGAAGGUUUCCGGGACACGUCAACCACCUACUCCGGGGUGACGCGUAACAAUUCGCUUAGCACUGCCAUCAACGAGGAAUCGCCGAUCAUACACGCACCGGGUGGUGAAGAAGAAAUCGAAGAAACUGGUUCCGAUUACUACGGCAAUUCGAGCACACUGCCGAUGCGCGUACAGGAUAAGCUUUCCUUUCUGCACGAGCUCAAACAACAUCUGCCUGAGUACGAACCACCGACACCGGGUGCGGUAAGCCACAGCAGUUUCCAACCGGCCCGUAACUCUCAAACCGAAUCCCUGUCCGGUGUGUCCGGUACCACAUCGUACGGUGUACAGAGAAGCCCACCGGCAAGACCUGCCCUGCCAGUAAUGCCUCCACCCCUGGGUCACGUGUACCAGCAACCGUCGAUACAGGUUCGCCGGCCGGCACCACCCGAACCGGAGCAAAUGCGUCGACCCGAUUCGUACAUGAAGGCUGUGAAGAAGUACGCCACACCUGGGCGGGAACGGGACUCCAUAUUGCCACCGCCACGAUCGGACAGCCAACGGCCAAAGACACUGUACGAGUCGUCCGGUGAGCAGCAACCGGCUGUCUCGCCCAUUAUGGAUCCCUCACCGACGAUGCCCUCGAGUUCGAGAAGCAACUAUGCACGCUCAAAGUCGGAAGCGUUGCUGGAAACAAAUUUCGAUGGUACCGGUCCUGCACCGCCCAUGCUAAGCGCCGACAGCCGCAGUUACUCGCAACCACUCGAAACUGCAAUGUGAGAUAAAUAUUUUAAUUUAAAGUUAAUAGCAUAAUUAGCAGCGAAUCGUGCUUUCUAUUUGUUUUGUAAACGAAUUGUACAGCUAUAGCUUUAAGCAACGAACGAUUUUCAAAUAAGCGAACAAACAGGGCGAAGCCGAGAAAGGGACCUUAAAGGGCACAAAUGCGCUUUGAAGGAAAAGCUCGCAAUACGGUGACAUUUGUACGGUUUCGCGAUUUCAGGCGGUGCUUUUCGAUAGAGCUUAUGUGCGUUCUCUCUCUCUCUCUUUCUCUCAGUAGGAUAAAAGCGGUUCUACUACAUUACAACAAACAAUCGUGAUAAAGGACGAAUAAAUUUUAGUGGCCUUACUUGUGUGCACCUGAGAACCACAGUGGAUAUAAGGUGCCUUAACUUUUCAUUCCACAUUAUGUUAGCUUUCAUAGCUCCCAGCCACUUCGGUGGUAGGGAUUUGUUAGGUUCCAUGACCAAUGAGAAUUCAUCCUGUUCGUGAUAGCGAACGAAGAAGAUGUUUGUUAGAGCAGUGUUUCGAAAACGAAUAAAAGCCUUGUUCUAGA